CUAAAAUAUUUAUUAAUGUUUCUAGACUUAGUAUUUAAUUUUUGUUGUUCUAAACGGCAGAAGGAUGAUAAAGAUACAAGAUCUUAAAAUAGUAAUAAAAGUUAAGAGGGAUAAAUAAUUGAGUAGAAAAGAAUGGAGAUAGAGUUUGUGAAAGGAGGUGUUAAUUAAUAAUAAAGUAGGAAAAUAUUGAGUUUUAUAAGAAUCUUAAGGAUAAUCAUCAAUAGUAUCACCAACUGACAAUUAUUUUGAAUUGAAUGAUGAUAAGAAAUAAAAAAAGAGUAGUUUUGAGGAUGAUAAUAUAGAAGAGAAUCAAUUUAAUGUUUUAGGUGAACAAAACAUGAGAUUGAAUGUUAGAAAUGAAAAGGAUAAUAAUGUAAAAAAACGGUAUAUAGUAAAAAAUAAUAAAAAAUAGUUGUAAAUCUUAAGAGAAAUAAGAGAAAGUGUUAAAAAAGAAAAUAAGUAAAACAAAAGAAGGAGAUAAGAGAGUAGUAAAAAUAUGGUAACCAGAAGAAGAUUAGAGAUUGAGAAAACUUUAUUAAGAACAUUAAGGAAAUUGGAGCAAAAUAAUAUAAUAUAUGCCAGAUCGUAAUAUAUCAUAAUGUUCUUAAAGAUGGAGAAGAAUUAAUCCAAUAUAAGUAAAUUAUUAAUUAUAUUUUAGACUAAAUAAAAAUGGAAUUAAGAAGAAGAUACAAAAUUAAUAUCUAUGGUGUAACUUGAAGGCAAAAAUUGGACUAAAUUAGCGAGACAUUUUCCAGGAAGAACAGGAAAAUAAAUAAGAGAGAGAUAUCUAAAUAAAUUAGAUCCUAAUCUUAAUUUUGUUGCAUGGACAGAAUAAGAAGAUUAGGAAAUAGUCAAAUAUUAUAAUUAAUAUGGAGCAAAAUGGAGUUUAGUUGCCAAUCAUCUUAAAGGUAGAUCGGUAUAAUUUCUAUUUUUAUCUAGGAAAAUAUGGUUAAAAAUAGAUUCUAUUCUCAUAUUCAAAAACAUCUAUUAGGUAGAAUAAAUAAAUAUUAAAUUGUGUAUAAACAAGCUAAUCAAUUAUAACACAAUUUAUAACCUAAUCUAAAUAUAGAUGUUGAAUAUUCAGACACUUCUAAUAGCGAUAUCAAACUAGUUCAAUCUGAAAAUUAUUCAGUAUUCUUUAAAUCAAAUAUUUUUAGUCUUCUAUUGGAUCUAGCACAUUUACUUUUUCUUAUUAUGACAAUGAUGAUUUUAGUAAUAAUCAAGAUGAUUUAAUUUAUGAUCAUUAAUUUGAUCAUGAUUUCGAUGAAAAGGUAAGACUUUAUUGA
Molecule: messenger RNA, 1286 nt
Organism: Paramecium sonneborni
Lineage: Eukaryota; Ciliophora; Oligohymenophorea; Peniculida; Parameciidae
Source: the annotation of a GenBank genome assembly